UGGCUCAGUGAGGGCUUGGUGCCCUGGAGCCUGGCAGGCCAUCACAGGCAUCUAUAAAAGCACACUGAUCCAGUCCUGUGCAUCUUGCCUUACUGCCUGUUGCUGCACGAUGCUGGGAGGCCUGGGGAAGCUGGCAGCCGAGGGCCUGGCCCACCGCACAGAGAAGGCCACUGAGGGAGCCGUUCAUGCUGUGGAGGAGGUGGUGAAGGAGGUGGUGGACCAUGCCAAGGAGGCUGGAGAAAAAGCCCUUACAGAUGCCUUAAAGAAAGCCCAGGAGUCAGGGGAAAGAGUGGUGAAGGAAGCCACAGAGAAGAUGACCAGUACAGUCACUGAUGCUGUCACCCAUGCUGUGGAAGGCCUGGGCAAACUGGGACAGUGAGCUUGCCUACCAUUGUGGCUGACCCUUCCUGAAUGUCAAAUAAAAGCCAUGAAAUGUG
Molecule: messenger RNA, 437 nt
Organism: Nannospalax galili (Upper Galilee mountains blind mole rat)
Lineage: Eukaryota; Metazoa; Chordata; Mammalia; Rodentia; Spalacidae
Gene: Fam25a
Product: family with sequence similarity 25 member A
Exons: 3
Coding region: 110-379 (89 amino acids)
Source: RefSeq, a predicted model, not a curated record